Epinephelus moara (kelp grouper) is the source of this 3853-nucleotide messenger RNA. It is a transcript of the gene blnk, whose product is annotated as B cell linker. Bases 209 to 1741 code for a protein of 510 amino acids. The record is from RefSeq and is a predicted model, not a curated record. The transcript has 24 exons. NCBI's taxonomy places the organism in Eukaryota, Metazoa, Chordata, Actinopteri, Perciformes, Serranidae. Gene Ontology annotation, biological process: cell surface receptor protein tyrosine kinase signaling pathway; intracellular signal transduction.
AUGCCACAAAUUGCCACAUUACUUAUGGAUGAAGGGGAAAGAGAGAGAGACGGAGAAUAUGUGUUGGUUUUAAUGAGGUGACCUCCCUGUGCGUACUUCUCCCUGUUGAAGCUGGCUGGUGUGUUGGAGCCGCGGUGCGUGACAGGUCAGUCUAUUACUGUACUUCUAAAAGCACACUCCUGCUCAGAGGUUCCCUGUUGAGACUAAAAUGAACCUGCCGUCCAGAGAGGAGUGUGAGGGGUGGGACCAGGCGCAAGUAGCCUUCUUUAUGUGCAAGAACAACAUGCAAGAAUGUGCUGCCACCGUAAGCAGACUGAAAAUUAAUGGACACAGGCUUCUGAACCUGUCUGACAGUGACGUGAACAAGUUUAGUCUCAUCCACCAACCGCAGCUUCAGAAGAUUGUUCAAGACAUCAAGAAAAAUGACGGUGGCUUACUGAACAAACUAAGACGGCUGAAAAGCAAACCACUUCCAAAAGUACCUGCGAGAGAUUACAGAGAUGACAGGGAGGAUGAUGAACUGUCUGAACCUGAUUACGAUAAUGACAUGUAUGAGGAUCCACGUGAGGACCAUGAUGACAGCUACGAGCCGCCUCCCAGCCACAAAGACUUCACCACAACUCAGUCAGCUUCCUUCCAAAGGGGGGAGUAUCUUGACAACUGCCGUAACCGGCCCAGCCGGCCACCCAGGAAGCCCCUCCGCCCAGACAAAGCCUCCAAAGAAUUGCCCCCUGAACCCACCCAACUGGGGAGCGAUGAAGAAGACUACAUCAAUCCAGACUGUGGUAACGAUGAUGACAACUACGUAGAACCUGCAGAGCCCCCACCUUCCAAUUCUAUGAUGCAUGGUGGGACCAGAGCAGCGAGGGACCUCCCCAUGUUGCCCACACCUUUACCAGAGCGUCCAUCUAGUCCUGACUUUUAUGAAGUGCCUGACAAAGAGGGAAACUCAUUAUCUCUUCCAGCAAGCAGAUCAGUAUCCCGUCCAAUCCCUACAAAGCAGUCGCAUUCAUUACCACCAAAGCCCAGCCCCAGAUUGAAUAUGGGGAGAUCUCCUACUGCUGUCCAGGAGCCGACAGACGACGAUGAAUAUGAAGUCUGUGAUCCCAGUGAUAGUUCGAGAAAUAAACCUGCAGAGGGUCCACCUAUACUUCGACCCAAACCUUUGCCCAGAGAGAGGUCACCAAAACCACCUUUAAGGCCGAGACCAGAUUUAAAAUUUGACAGCCACACACUGCCUGUGAUGCAAAUGGACCAGAAGCCUCAAUCGAAAGCUUUUUCACUGGACUUCAAACGACCAAAAAUUCCUCUUUUACAGCUGACCUCCCACAAACCUGCUGACAGAGGUGUGUCUGCUGAAAAUGACUCAAUAGACCAAGACAAGGAUGCAGAUGUCUAUAGGAAAACUUGGUAUGCCAGCGAAUGUGACCGCAAGACUGCUGACGAUGUCUUGUGUCGCUCAAACAAAGACGGGGCGUUCAUGGUGAGGAAGAGCUCCGGUCAGGAUGCACAGCAGCCCUACACAUUAGUGGUGUUUUACAAGGGCAGAGUGUACAACAUCCCGAUCCGCUUCAUACCAGCGACUCAGCAGUACGCUCUGGGAAGAGAGAAGAGAGGAGAGGAGUAUUUCAGCAGCGUCUCCCACAUCAUUGAGAACCACCAGAAGCAUCCUCUGGUGUUGAUCGACAGCCAGAGUAACACCAAGGACGCCACCAAACUGUGCUACCCUGCCAGGCCCUAGAUGACCCUUGCUGGUGGUAAACAGCAGACUGAACUUGUGCAUCCCAACCUGCUUACCGUCAGACUGUUGUUCACAGAACUCACUGUGCGACACUUUUCUCCUUCUUCAGUGUUGAUCUGUGGUCCUGUCAGCAGGACUGUAUGCUGGACUUGUCUGCAUUGCUGGCCAUGCAGAGCCAAAAUAGCACUGACUCAGAUGACUUUUUAACUUGUGUUUUAUUAAGAUGUUUUUUUAAUGCUUAGUCAGUAAACAGUGUGUUAAAAUUAAUGCAAGGAAUGAGACGGUGAGGCUGUAGCUGAAGGACGCAGGUAGACAAAGAAUUUGUUUAUGACAGCAAUACUUUGGGGAGCCAAAAAUACAACGUUUUUGUUUUGUUUUUUUAAUAAAACUUUUUUCUGGUGUUGUUAUAACUCAGCUCACAUCUUCAGUCAUCACAAAAUGCGAGCAGGGACUGACAGACUGGUUCAUUUAUUGUCUGGUCAACAAGUAAUGCUAUCAUACUCAUGCAUAGGUGUUGCAUAACAAGAAUUCCUAGGCACUUUGUGAAAAUUCUCAGGUAAUAUUUUACAGUACCUCUAUCUGGACUAUGUACACAAUUAUAAAUCUUUUAUCUAAAUUGAAAAAGUAUACAUACAGUGACUUACUGACACUGAAAUGUGCACUCCAGAAACAGGGAUACAUGCACAAUAUCAGUACAUAUAGGACAGGUAUAUCUGUCCAAUGCUUAUAAUCUAACAAACACACACACACACACACACACACACACACACACACACUGUUCCCUUGCUGUGAAUACUGAGGGAUCAUGGCUGCAUAAGGAAAUAUUGAGCCACAGUAGGACACUGGUUGAGAUUGUCGAAAGCUCAGGCCUGAUAAGGUGAGGUAAUGGGAAAUAUAAAUCCUCCUUUCAUAGUGCAAUUAAAAGAUAAGAUUAUCAUUUCAAGUCAAAAGAGGAAACUUAUUGAGGGAAAAAAAAAACCACAUGAUCAAAUCAUCUAGGCCUCUUGAAUCCAGAUGUAAAGCUCCAGUGUGUAGGAUUUAGUAGCAUGUAGCAGUGAGGUUGCAGAACUAAAACUUCUCCCAUGUGUCAAGCGUGUCGGAGAACUAUGCUAGCCAACGCAAAAACACAAACAGCUGCAUCGAGAGCCAGUGUUGAGUUUGUCCACUCUUGGCUACUACAGAAACAAUGUAGCGCACUCCGCCAUGUCUUAAGAUAUAACCAGCUCAUUCUAAGGUAACAAAAACACAUUAAUUCCUAGUUUCCGGUGAUUAUAAACUAAUGAAAACAAUAUAUUAUAUACCAUAUCUGCCAACAGAUGCCUCUAAAUCCUUCACACUGGACCUUUAAAAAAAACUUUGUUAGUAUUUCAUUGACAUCACAAAACACAGGUUUACUUUUUUUAAAUUAAUCGUGUCUUUAGGGUUAUCUGCCUCCACUUAAUUAAUGCAAGAAAAUAUACCUCUUACAGAUAAUACUAUUAUUUAAACAUAAUUUGGAGUUUAUACAAAAAUUUUACAAAUACACUGAUUCUUCCAAUGGCCCCCAAAAAGCAUCAAGAAAAGCAUAUAAAGGCUAAACCUAAGAGUCAUAAAUAAAUGAUGAAUAAAACAGCUUAUUGUCUUCUCUCUUUUUUUUUUCUUUUUUUUUUUAAACACAGUUUUGGUAUAUCUGAGUAACUUGUGGGUCUCUGCGUCCCAUUCCAUAAACAUAAAUAUGAUAGCUACCACACUGUAGAGCCUACCCGUACAUAAACUGAUUCAUAUAAUUCAGAUGGUAUGGCAAAUAUACAUAUUACAGUGUUCUAUAAAAGAUUCCAUAUGACAGUGUACUUAAAAAUCACCUUAAAUAAAGCUAUUGCGUAGACAAAGUACAAACAAUACAAAGAACUAAAUUAUCAACACCACAUCCUUGUGGCUUUACGAAGAAUCACUAAUGUACGAAGAGUUUGUAUCAAGCUACUCCAACUGUGAGAGAGACAACAGGUAAAUGUUCACCCUGAGAAUGUGAACCCUCCAGGAGGCGUGAGAAUGAUUUGACUCUCCUCUAAACCAACCAAACAAAAUUAAGACUUUAAAAAAAACUGAGGAGACUGGCUGUCACUGUUUCCAUUA